CGGAGAAACGUUUUGCGGUCUGACGCAGUUAGCUGGAGUCUGUUGUAUGAAUUAGCGCUACAUAUCAUGAUGUAAUGGUUAUCUGUUGCGGACUUUGGAUGUUUCUGUCCAGUACGACCACUCCUCCCUUCAAGGGAAUGAAUCGGCCGCCAAAGAGCUACACUCCUGCCUAGCUUCCUCGAUGUUCGUGUUUAUUACGACAGGAAAUAGUUAAAGUUGUAAACACACCAAACACAAACUGUGGAUAUAUUUGCUGAACAUGGCAAACGUGAAUAAGUUCGUACAACUGUGUAAUUAUCUCCAAGACCCCUGCCAUGUGGCGAGCUUUCAGAGACUAUGCGGCGUGCAGGGGACAUUUCCGGAGAAACGGASCGAGCCGGGCGACGGACCGCUGGAUCCAGGCGGGCUGAGGAGGAGGGUCCCGCRCGGGGGACAGAGCUCGGGUGAAGGCGUGGGGAACGGGGAUGCAGCCUCGCCGCAGAGUAACGGGAUGCAGGAGGACAACAAGCCCGAUGAUGGCGCCGAGUCCACCAGAGCUAAACCCCUCCGGAGGAACUCCCUGACUGGGGAUGUGGGUCAGGAGUUCCUGAUCCACAACAAGCUCCUCUUCUACGUCUUCACGUUCGGAACUGAGCUGGGCAACGAGAUGUUCUUCAUCGUCUUCUUCCCGUUCCUCUUCUGGAAUGUGGACGCCCUGGUCAGCAGGAGGCUCAUCGUGGUCUGGGCCUGGAACUUGUUCGUGGGACAGUCCACCAAGGACAUGGUCCGCUGGUCCCGGCCGGCCUCCCCUCCUGUGGUGAAGGUGGAGGUCUUCUACAACUCGGAGUACAGCAUGCCCUCCACACACGCCAUGACGGGGACAGCCAUACCUUUCUGCCUCUUCAUGCUGACUUACGGGCGGUGGCAGUAUCCUUUCUUCCUUGGCUUUUGUGUGGCUCUGAGCUGGAGCAUCCUGGUCUGCGUGAGCCGAGUCUACAUGGGAAUGCACUCUGUCCUGGAGGUGAUCACUGGCUUYCUGUACAGCCUCCUUGUUCUUGCCUUCUUUCACCCGCUGUUGGAGAGGAUCGACACCUACUACAUGACGGACCACUACGCGCCRCUCAUGAUCAUCGUGUCACACGUGGGCCUGGGACUCGUGGCGUUCUCCCUGGAUUCGUGGAGCACCUCUCGGGGCGACACGGCUCAGGCGCUGGGCACCGGUGCGGGCGCCGCCCUGGCCACCCACGUGAACUACCAGCUGGGGCUGCUGCUGGACCCAGCGCUGUCCUCGCUCCCUCUGACUGUACCCCCGCUCACCACAGGCCUGGUGCUGCGCUCGCUGCUGCGCUUCUUCAUCGGCGUGGCCGCCCUCCUCGUCACAAGAACGGCCAUGAAAGCGGUGACGGUUCCGUUCUUGUGCCGGUUGUUCGGGCUGCCCCUGGACGACGUGAGACGGGCGCGGCAGCACAUGAAGGUGGAGCUGCCGUACCGUUACAUCGUCUACAGCGUGAUGGGCUUUGUCUGUGUCUGCUUUGUGCCUGCCAUCUUCAUGAUCCUAAACCUCGCCUGAGUGUUUAUGAGCAGACUGUUGUGUGACAAGGCGAAGGCUGACGGCAUUUAAAAACAUGCUGCUCAUUUUAACACAAAAUAACAAAACAAAAGGUUUUGCACAGAGUUGCCGAAUUAAAGGAUAAUUGAUGAUAUUUUAAUAUUCUCAAAUUCCAAAGCACUAAAACUAAACAAAAUAAAAACACACCUAAAGGGCUGUACUAUG
Messenger RNA from Austrofundulus limnaeus, 1753 nucleotides. RefSeq names its product sphingosine-1-phosphate phosphatase 1. Gene Ontology annotation, biological process: sphingosine metabolic process. Bases 260 to 1549 code for a protein of 429 amino acids. Lineage: Eukaryota; Metazoa; Chordata; Actinopteri; Cyprinodontiformes; Rivulidae. Gene Ontology annotation, cellular component: endoplasmic reticulum membrane. The record is from RefSeq and is a predicted model, not a curated record. Gene Ontology annotation, molecular function: sphingosine-1-phosphate phosphatase activity. The transcript is spliced from 4 exons.